AUGAGCGGAUUCGCUGCGUUUGAAGCCAAGAUGGAGGCCGCCGGCCUCAGCCAGGCCGCGAUCAAGGCCUUCGAGUACUCGUACGCGUCGCUCCUCAGCGGCGACUCGGGCAUGAUGUCCGAGGCGUCGAUCGAGAACGUCGCCGACCUCACGUACCUCGAGGGCCGCCCGGGCUCGAUCCGCGAGUCAAUCAAGGCCGAUGCGAGCCUCCUCCAGAAGACGGUCGUGCUCAAGCUCAACGGCGGCCUCGGCACGAGCAUGGGCCUCGACAAGGUCAAGAGCCUCCUCAACAUCAAGGGCAGCGACAACUUUCUCGACAUGACGGCCAAGCAGAUCAUUGAGAUGCGCAAGAAGUACAACUCGAACGUGCGCUUCAUCUUGAUGAACAGCUUCAGCACGAGCGCCGACACGCUCGACUAUUUGCAAAAGUACCCCGAGAUUGUGAGCGAUAUCGACCUCGAACUCCUCCAGAACAAGGUGCCCAAGAUCGACGUCAAGACGAUGCAGCCCGCCGAGUGGAAGAUCAACCCGUCCAAGGAGUGGUGCCCGCCUGGCCACGGUGAUCUUUACCCGUCGCUGCUUGGCUCAGGCAAGCUUGACAAGCUCCUCGCCCAGGGCUACAAGUACAUGUUUGUCUCCAACUCGGACAACCUCGGCGCGACGCUCGACUUGGAGCUCCUUACGCACUUUGCGCAGUUGGACACGUCGUUCAUGAUGGAGUGCUGCGAACGCACGGAGAACGACAAGAAGGGCGGCCACCUCGCCAAGCGCGUCUCAGAUGGCCACCUCGUCUUGCGCGAGUCGGCGCAGUGCGACCCGGCCGACGAAGCCAAGUUCCAGAACAUUGCCAAGCACCGCUACUUCAACACGAACAACUUGUGGAUCCGCUUGGACAAGCUCGCGGAAGAGCUCCACCGCCAGGGCGGCCUCAUCAAGCUCCCGAUGAUCCGCAACUCGAAGACGGUCGACCCGAAGGACGGCGACUCGCCGGCGGUCUUCCAGCUCGAGACGGCCAUGGGCGCCGCCAUUGAGUGCUUUGACAACGCGACGGCCGUGUGCGUGCCCCGCACGCGCUUCGCGCCCGUCAAGAAGUGUGAUGACUUGCUCUUGCUUCGCUCGGACGCGUACGUGGUCACGGACGACUACCGCCUCGUCCUGGCUCCCGAGCGCAACGGCAACGCGACCGUCAUGGGCUUGGACGGCAAGAAGUUCAAGCUCGUCCAGCAGCUUGAGGCCUCGCUCCGUGGCAACGUGCCGUCGCUCAUCAACUGCAACCGCCUCAAGAUUACGGGCGAUGUCGGCUUUGCACCGGACAAGACGGUGCUCAGCGGCACGUACCGCGACCAGACGAUCGACUUGACGAGCCAGCCUGGCCUCGGCAAGCUCAAGGCGUCGGUCGUCUCGACGGCCCCGAUCGAAGGCCAGAAGCCCGGCACGUCGGGUCUCCGCAAGAAGACCAAGGCGUUCAUGGCCGAGCACUACCUCAACAACUUUGUGCAGUCUACGUUUGACGCGCUUCCGUCCAAGGACCUCCACGGCGGUACCCUCGUCGUCUCGGGCGACGGCCGCUACUUCAACAAGGAGGCGAUCCAGACGAUCAUCAAGAUGGCGGUUGCCUCGGGCGUCGACCGCGUCUGGGUCGGCCAGAACGGCCUUCUCUCGACGCCGGCCGUGUCGGCGGUCAUUCGCGAGCGCGAAGGCGGCGCUGUUGCGUUUGGCGCCUUUAUCUUGACGGCGAGCCACAACCCCGGCGGUAUUGACGAGGACUUUGGCAUCAAGUACAACUGCGAGAACGGUGGUCCGGCCCCCGAAAAGCUCACGGAAGAGAUCUUCAACAACACCAAGGUCAUUGCGUCGUACAAGAUUGCGUCGGACUUUCCCAACGUCGAUGUCUCGCGCGUCGGCGCCACGUGCGUCAAGUCGGACGACGGCAGCCGCACGGUGGUCGUCGAGGUCUUUGACGCGGCCGAAGACCACGUGGAUUUGCUCAAGACCAUCUUUGACUUCAAGGCCAUCAAGGACUUGAUUGCGCGCGACGACUUUUCGUUUGUGUACGACUGCAUGAGCGGCGUCCAGGGCCCGUACGCCCACCGCGUGUUUGUCGACGAGCUCGGCGCGCCCGAAUCGAGCCUCCUCAACGCUGUCUCGAAGGAGGACUUUGGUGGGCACCACGCCGACCCGAACCUGACGUAUGCGCACGAGCUCACGCACAUUAUGGGCGUCGACGCCAAGGGGUCGGCGAUCCACGGCCAGGCGCACAAGGUGCCGGCGUUUGGCGCGGCCUGCGACGGCGAUGCGGACCGCAACAUGAUUCUCGGCUCGCGCUUCUUUGUGACGCCGUCCGACUCGCUCGCGUCAUUGCGGCCAACGCGAACGUGA
Messenger RNA from Saprolegnia parasitica CBS 223.65, 2379 nucleotides. RefSeq lists its product as hypothetical. NCBI's taxonomy places the organism in Eukaryota, Oomycota, Saprolegniomycetes, Saprolegniales, Saprolegniaceae. Gene Ontology annotation, biological process: UDP-alpha-D-glucose metabolic process; carbohydrate metabolic process. The transcript has 2 exons. The coding region runs from base 1 to 2379 and encodes 792 amino acids. Gene Ontology annotation, molecular function: phosphoglucomutase activity; magnesium ion binding; UTP:glucose-1-phosphate uridylyltransferase activity. The record is from RefSeq and is a predicted model, not a curated record. Gene Ontology annotation, cellular component: cytosol.